AAGCAAUACAAGUCACUAAGUAAAAAUUCAAACAUUUUCUUUCAUACACAAGCUCUUCCAUUCAUUGUAUUUUUUUCUUUGCCUUUCAACUCAAAACAAUGGGCUUCCGCUUACCUGGUAUUAGAAGGUCAUCUUUUGCUGUAACCAAAGCAGCUUCCAAGGCUGUGGAGGUCCCCAAAGGCUACCUUGCAGUCUAUGUUGGGGAGAAAAUGAAGCGGUUUGUGAUUCCUAUUUCAUACUUGAAUCAACCUUUAUUUCAACAAUUACUGAGCCAAGCUGAGGAAGAAUUCGGAUAUGAUCAUCCAAUGGGUGGUCUCACAAUUCCUUGCAGCGAAGAUGCUUUCCUAGACCUCACUUCUCGUUUGAAUGGACUAUAAAUCAUAUUGAAGGAGAUUGACAUAGAUUAGUUGAGGCAAAUUGUACAGAAGACAAUUCUAUUUAUUUAUUUAUCCUUCUUUUGUAAGUGGAAAGUGCCAUCUAAGUGAGAUAGUUAUUAACAGAGAUGUUGAAUUCCUUUUUGGUCAAAUUUCAAUGAGUUUUCAUGCACACUUUGCUGAAAAAUUAUACAGAUAGCCACUGUUAUGCAUAUUCUCUUCAAUAUAUUUUUUUUUCUUCCCCUGCUCUUCUGCUGCUACUGUUGUACAAAUAAAAGCAAAAUAAAUUAUAAUGAUGUUCUUUUAGA
This is a messenger RNA of Glycine soja, 682 nucleotides long. RefSeq names its product auxin-induced protein X10A-like. Gene Ontology annotation, biological process: response to auxin. The record is from RefSeq and is a predicted model, not a curated record. Bases 99 to 377 code for a protein of 92 amino acids. The transcript has a single exon. NCBI's taxonomy places the organism in Eukaryota, Viridiplantae, Streptophyta, Magnoliopsida, Fabales, Fabaceae.